AUGCUCGGGGCAGUAGGGGUGCACUGGCGGAUUAUCAGGCGACUCGAUGCUAACCACGAGCCGGACGAUGCAGCUAUCAAUGAAAGGCUGCAUAAAUGGGUAGAGGAGAAGAUCAGCGCUGCUGGGCUCAAAACCCUCGACUGGCUGGGUGGGUAUAAACUCAAUGAAGCCGAAGGGAUCUAA
This is a messenger RNA of Penicillium samsonianum, 183 nucleotides long. RefSeq lists its product as uncharacterized. Bases 1 to 183 code for a protein of 60 amino acids. The transcript has a single exon. Lineage: Eukaryota; Fungi; Ascomycota; Eurotiomycetes; Eurotiales; Aspergillaceae. The record is from RefSeq and is a predicted model, not a curated record.